GACUGAAAACUAUUGUCAAUGCAUUACUUCGAGCCUCCAAGAUGAUGUUUGAUGUUAUUCUGCUCACAAUAUUUUGUCUGAUGGUAUUUGCCAUGUUUGGGCUGCAGCUUUAUUUGGGUACUUUGAGGCAUAAAUGUGUGCUUGAGGUGAAGGGCUACAAUGAGAACGAUGCAUUGAUGUCGUAUGAUGAAUAUUAUUCUGCUUGGAUUAGAAGCCCAGAAAAUUGGUACGUUGACAACAAUGAUGAAGUCCCUGUUUGUGGAAACAUUACAGGAGCAGGCUUGUGCCCCAUAGGAUAUUUGUGUCUGCCUGAUGUUGGAGAUAACCCAAGAAAUGGCUUUCUCAGUUUUGAUAACUUUGGCUGGGCACUCCUCUCCAGUUUCCAGCUGAUCACCCUAGAUUAUUGGGAAGACAUUUACAAUAAGAUUCUGAAAGCAAACAGACCAUGGGAUAUUGUAUACUUCAUUGUGACAAUAUUUUUUGGAGCAUUUUACUUGAUAAACCUGAUCUUAGCUGUUGUAUCAACAUCAUAUGAGGAGGAAGCUGUUAGCGCUGUCAAGGAAAAAGAACGAGAGAAAAAAGAGAGUGCACGGAAGAAACACAAUGCCAUGUACGAUGUCUCAUACCUACAGAUGAAAGCUAAACUGCAGGCUGCUGCUGCUAUCAUUCAGUCAGGUUCAGACGAAAUAGAUGUCAAUACCAGUGCAGUGGACGGAUUGAGAAUAAUGAUACCUGGAGAAGAAAUGAAUGAGACUUUCAUGCCUACCCAGUUCCGGAGGGUGACACCUGAGGUAAAUAAUAUUUGUUUACUUUUUGUCUUGGGUUUGUUUCUUGAAUUAAGUAAGUUAGAAAAGGUCU
Molecule: messenger RNA, 858 nt
Organism: Candidula unifasciata
Lineage: Eukaryota; Metazoa; Mollusca; Gastropoda; Stylommatophora; Geomitridae
Source: the annotation of a GenBank genome assembly